Molecule: messenger RNA, 3518 nt
Organism: Vollenhovia emeryi
Lineage: Eukaryota; Metazoa; Arthropoda; Insecta; Hymenoptera; Formicidae
Product: coiled-coil domain-containing protein 170
Exons: 15
Coding region: 256-2487 (743 amino acids)
Source: RefSeq, a predicted model, not a curated record
CCCUGGAAAUUGGCGACGGUGGCAGCCACCUUCGGCGCGCGCCCUCCUUCUCUCGACCAUCCUCCGCGAGCGGCCGGAAACGCCGUCCGCGGCUAUCAGGCUCGGAGCGCGAACUUGAGUGCUAUCUGAGCCAAGUGCACGGGACGCUUCGGGGAAUACGAGGCGCACUCGCGCGCACGCUUGUGUCACGGAAAUUCUUGCGGAAAUCUGCGAUAUGGAUCCUGCGAGCCUGCAGAGGUGGUUCCAGACGACGCUAUGAGUCACGAUCUAACGACCACCUUGAGAAGCGAGCUGGCGGCCCUCGAGUACAAACGGGACAGGCUUAUGUCUGAGCUGCAGGAAAUGAAAAGCGCCGUGAGAUCGCGGGACCAGAGGGUCGUGGAGCUACAGGUAGAGGCGGAUCAGCUUCGCGAGCAAGCAGCCAGGCAGAAUGCCAUCGUCUCCAGUCUCAAGAAGCGCAUUCAGGAGUUGGAAGAGAGGGAGAGAAACCUCUAUGCGUCCCAGGGCAGGAAUGAGAUCACGAUACAGGGUCUGCAGCGUGACGUAAAAUACCACGAGGAUAAGGUCAGAGAAUACGACAAGAAAAUUCGACAAUUGGAGCACAAUAUGUCCGAGGAGAUUCAAUUGAAGGAACGGGCACGCCUGAAUCUGCAGGAUUUUGUGCGAAGGUUGGCACAUGCGUUGAAUGUCGAGUAUUGCGAGACGGCGCAUCACAGCUCGGAGAUGGUGAUUCACAAAGCCGAGGAACUUGUGCAAGAAGUGAACCGCUUGCGGACCAAGAGCACAAACGUCGAGACGCAAUUGACGGGCGUCGAGGUGGAUUUCAGAACCUGCAGGGACGCUUUUGAUCGCGCCACUACAGAAAAAGAGCAGUUACAAAGACAAGUGUCCGUACAGCUAGUAGACAUAGAUCGUUUGCGUCAGGAGAAGGAGUGUCUGGAGAUGCAAUGUAGAGUCGCAGAGAAGGACAUGAACGACUUGAGAGACAAGCUCGUCAAUGCGAAUAGAAGCUUAACCAGUGCGACAGGGAACAUAUCUAAUCAGGAGGCGUUGAUCUGCCAAUUACGAGAGGACAUGAAAGCCCGCGAGGAGAAGACGCAACGCGUACAAAACGAGUUCCGCCACCUUUUAGAGUCGGUUGCGAUCCUCGUCAGUACACCAAGCCGAUUCGUCGAGUCCCACGAGAACGCGAUCAAGGAUCGCAUUCGAGAAAUUCUGGCAGACAACAAAGAUCAGUCGCUGAAAAUACAAAGUCUUCGGGAAAAGGUGAACACAGCGACGGAGUCGACGAAUCGGCAGAGCGAGUUGGUCGAAGCCACGAUGAUGAAGGUACGCAGUUUAGAGGAGGAACGCGCCGCUCUGGAAGCUAAAAUACACAAACUCGAAUCCGAACUCACGAGCAGCGAUCUCUCCAGAGAGUCUUUACGCAGAGACAAGCAGACGUUCGUGACCUUCCUGGAUCGACUGGGCAAGGCGAUGCAAAUGGACGAAAUCUCUCAAGAGAUCGGACUCGAUCUUCAAACCGAGUCACUGUUGGUGCGGGCCGAGCAGCUGGCCAGAUUGGAGACCGACAAGCUAGUCGACAAGUAUUUGUGCUCCAGCUACACGACCCUACCCAGGAUUCGGCGCGAGCGAUCGUUCCACGAGCUUCUCUGUCUCAAAGAAACUUCCGUGGUCUAUCAGUUGCAACGUCGCGUCCGAACCCUGCGGGAGCAAUUGCAGCGCAGGGACCUGCAUCUGGACCUUCUACGUAGGAAGCUAUCUCUACAGGAGGACAGCGUGCGGAUGAAGUCGCUGUUGCAGAGCGAGCGCGACGAGGCGAACAUACGCGCCAAGAAGCUGGCAAAACAGGUCGAGCGAUUUCAAGUCCAAUUGUCGGAGGAGAAGACGCGGAAUCGGGAAUUGAGCGCACAAUUGACGGAAGCCGCGGAUUACAAAAUAGCUUCGCUGGAACGCAGCCGGAAGAUAGAGGAGCUCCAGAAGCGUCUCGUCGAGAGCGAGAUGUUGAGGACGCGCUACAACAGAAAGCUAACGAUGGCGAAGGAGCAGAUGAGGACGACCGCGGAGACGGCCGAUCAGGAGAGAUCGAUAAACGACCAUUCCCUGCAGCUCCUCCGCGACGAGAUGGCACAGGUCAAGCAAAAUCUCUCCGAGGUCACGAGGAGGGAAUCCCAGCUCCAGAGCUUCCGUGUCUCCGUGGCGAAGUUAUUGUCGGAGCCAAUCUGCACGCCCGAUUACGAGAUUAUUUCGCGGCUGCAGAAAAUGGUCGCGGCUCAUCGAGACUUUACGAUGCUCUCCCGUAGAUACGACGAGCCUUUGGAAACGAGUCCCUCGAGAUGCACCAGCAUCCAUCCGGUCCAUCCGCCGAGAUCGCCCGGUUCACGUUGCACCCGUUACGAGGACAGCGGUUUCGCGGACCCGCCCGAUCUCCAUGACAUCGAUGACGAUUACAACAAGAGGCCAGUGAGGAGCAGCCUUCUUCCGUGACACCGGCCAAAGUUCAAGUUUUAAGCAUCCCCGGUGGACGGUUCACUCCGCGUUCAGUCCACCUCGAGGUCCCCGAACGGGGAUCUCCAAUGUCCGAUCUCACGUAGCUGAAUGACGUUGCGGGUGGGAAAGCUCUUCCUCGCACGUGUGUCGUAAAGCGUUACGUUUAUUUCCGGUAAACGAGCGACUUUUACGAGAUGAAGAGGACCAUUUGCUUAUCGACCAUCGUCGUUUGACGAAAUAGGCAACAGGCACGCCACGAGAUCGCUCGCACGUCGAUCGAGCGUUCACGAUGGCUCGCCCCAGCACCGAUUCCGAUGGAAUGAGCGUUGAAAAAUAUCGAACCAUCGAUCCGUGUUAUUACAAGAGAAGAGGAAAUCAAUUCGACGCGUUCGCAUGAAAUCGCAAUUUCGCGCUAAUUAUUAACUGGCAAGCGUGAGAAAUUCCUAACGGGUCGUGUGGAACCGAUACUGAACGUGCAGAGCAUUGGAUGUCGCGAACGAAAAUCAUCGAAAGUGUUCAGUGAAAAUUAUGCGAACCUGAUCGUUCGCGUAGCUAUAGUUCGAGGUAAUUUAUUUACAAGUCGCAUGGCGCAGACUUUGAUUUAUACACGCGAAUACGAUAGUUAUUAUAUAUAUAUAUAUAGGUAAUGUAUACGUCACUCCCGAAAAAAAUUGCCUGGAUGUGCCACUUAAAGCAAGCAGGAGAGUCAUUAAUAUGUAUUAAGAACCGUAUCGAGUAAGACAAGUCAAGCAUGUAAAGCACGUGCAAAUGAAAUAAUGAAGAAUCAUGUAAAUGAAUGUACGUGAAAGGAUUUUAGUUUAUGAAGAAAGAGGCCAGUUUGAGAAAAAAUGUGGAAAUAAUAUUUGGAAGAAUUCAAGACUGAUUAAUAGGAUCAUUUUUUUUGUGAAGAGUUUACAGUACCUAGUUUUUCUUUCUUUGUCUUACAGAAUAGAAAUGCAUCUUGGAUAAUUGAUUACAUAUGUAUAUAUAAGUGAUUAUACAUGUAUUGUAUGUAUAAAAAAUCUGUG